GACAUUUUCUAAUACACAACUUUUUAUUUGAAUCCAAUGUUUAGAACGCCCUACUUUCGAUUUAAUUCAAUACCGAACGAGCAUUUCGAUAUAAAACAAGACGAAAUUGACUUGAAAUUCGAUUGAAAAUUGCCAGUUCGAAUGCAACGCCUAUUAAUCCGCGAAACCCGACCGAAUGAACACAAUUUUAAGAAUAAAAAUCAACGUAGAGAGCUUCCUAAUCACCACAGUAAGAUGCGCCUUCAGGAACGUAUCCACCGCCCAGCACCGGCACAGCCCUGACAAAGGCGAGAUGAAGAUGUUCAGCAAACGCUAUCUGGCCAUCACGAACGUCCUCAGCAACGCCGUGCUGAUGCUGGUGGGCGACCUGGUGCAGCAGGAGGUCGAGUACCGCCACAAGAUCCUGGAGCGGCGCUACGACGUCGCCCGGGCCGCCAGGAUGUUCGCCGUCGCGCUGAUCCUGAUGGGGCCGCUCUCCCACUACUACUACACCUGGCUGGCGACCACCUGGCCGCAGCGGACGCCGAAAGUGGUCGCCUGGAAGAUAGUCUUCGAUCAGGUGGCUGUGUCUCCGCUUAACAUCAGCGUGUUUUUUUUCGGCAUGAGCGCUUUGGAGAUGAAAACCGCCUACGAGGCUCUGGAGGAGUUUAAGGAUAAGUUCCUGGAUAUAUACAGGGCGGAUUGGUGCAUCUGGCCGCCGGCCAAUCUCAUCAAUUUCUACAUUAUUCCUAACAAAUUCCAAGUGAUUUACGUGAAUUUAGUGACGUUUUUUUACAGUAUUGUCCUUUCUUAUAUUAAGCAUAGAGAUGAUAAGAAAGCGCCGUAGUCGGAUACCCUACUUGAAUAAACGAACGAGAAGCCGG
This is a messenger RNA of Phyllotreta striolata, 863 nucleotides long. Lineage: Eukaryota; Metazoa; Arthropoda; Insecta; Coleoptera; Chrysomelidae. The record is from the annotation of a GenBank genome assembly.